Messenger RNA from Enterobius vermicularis (human pinworm), 1956 nucleotides. The record is from the annotation of a GenBank genome assembly. Lineage: Eukaryota; Metazoa; Nematoda; Chromadorea; Rhabditida; Oxyuridae.
AUGACGGAGUCGAAUGCUAAAUUGGUCGGAAAUGGAGAAGCACCAGUAGAAGGUGGUUCUGUUUCUGAUUUCACGUGGCUUCCAAAAUCAGUUGCUGAUUGCCCUUUUUUGGAACAACCUGUUCAUUCUGUUUUGGCUGCUCUGAGACAUAAUCAGCUUUUUUGUAUUAAUUGUGUUAAGACACGAAUACACCAGUUUACUGGUGGCGAAGAUGUAAUUUUUCAAGGGAAUCCUCCAUGGAAAAGAAAAAAGGCAGAAGAGCAACAAGGUGCCGCAGGGAACGAUGGAGGCCCUAUUAAGAGGCAGCGGAAGGAGAAAACCAAAAGGCAGUAUGCUAAUCUUCCAAGUGGACUGGUCAUCAAAUCUUAUGUAAAUCAGGGUCUGACAGAGGCUGAGGCUAUACAAAAAUUUGUCAAGGAAAAACGAGAAAAAGCAAAAGAUUUGAAAAAAGCUGGUGGUGACGAACAGAGGGCGAGAACUGAUUUCAACCAAAUGCCAUACGUCCCUCCAGUACCAUUCAAGGGAAAAGUUUCAGUUUUUACGGAUGUGGCUGAUCAUCAACGUUACGUUGCAGUAGCGUCCAACUUCUUAAACGCAAUUCCCAAAUUUCGUUUUGAUUUGAACAGAAGAGAACUGAAGAAUAUGGAUCAGAAACUUGUUGAUGAACGGCUUGAAUUUCAAAAUUUGGUCUUUAAAAAGCUGGAGAACCGGAGAAAUAAUCCAUUCCGUUUUGGUAUUAGUGGUGUAGAUCGUUUCAUUCUGGGUCGCGUUAACCGUCGUCGACUGCUUCUUCAUGGCCGCUAUGGAUCUCCAGUUGCUCUUCUGGCGAGUGAAGGACUAGAAAUGACCAGGAAUCUCACUUUGACUCUUAAGCGUGUCUUACAUUCUGGAAAAUUACGGAAGCUUCUCAUCCCGAAUGAAAAGCGGAAGUUCCAGUUUCCUUUAAAUCCGAAGGAAGUUAGUGAGAGGUUUCCAUUGAAUGAAACUGAUAAGUAUCCGAUUAUGGAAGACGGAGCAGCACUGAGCCUUGCCCUAGAGAAUGGCAUUGGAAUCAUAAUUGGUGUGAGUAGUGUAGUGUCUUUGAUGGUGAAGCCGCAAGUUACGGAUAUAUCAAGAUACCUCUUGCCGGUAGAAGUAAGAAGAGUGUACAAUCAAUCCAGCGGUCAAGCUUCGAACGUCUGUAUUGUUGGAAAACCAGUGGCUGACGGUCCGAUGAAUCAAGUUUCAGUAUGGUAUAAAUAUGUAAAAUAUGCUGUUAAUUCCUGCUUAUAUCCUGAAGAAAAAAUUGCAACAAGGACUGGUGGCCGUCAAAGGGCAGUUUGGAAGAAAAAGGAAUUGAAUCUCAAGCCAGUAAAUGUCACAGAACUUUUGCGGGAAGUCGCUCCUAGUGACGAAGAAUGUGAUCUAGUUAUUGAUUGUAGUGCGCGACCCAGUGCAGCUGAUGAGACAGCGAAAACUCAAAAAGCGGGCGAUAUUAAUGAUGGGAAAGAUAAUUCGGAGACUCUUACAUCUGGUGACGUGGUAGGGGAUAUAAUGAAACAGAUGGGCAUUUCCCAAGACGCUACAGUUUCGACCGCGACUAGUUUUGGUAAUUAUCAACUUCAGUCCUUGAUUUCUUGGGUAACAGUAGUAGGCUCCGAACUUGCCACAAGCUUUUUUUAUUACUCAUGUACUGUUGGUGCGAAAUUCUUUCCAGAAACGGCAGAAAUGGCCUCGAAACAUGUCACCGAAAAUUGUGACAUUCGGAAACGGUAUAGCGUUUUUUCCAUCAAUGACGGGCCUGACGAAGUCUUAAGUUUUUUAGUACGAUCCAAUAAUGCAGGUUUGGAUAAUGAAGGGGUGCCUGUUUUGAUCUCAAACAAGAUUGAAUACGCUGGAGAUUAUGGCGCUGAGGCAUGUACUUCGCUUUACUGUACUCUAAUAUUUUUGGAUUUUUGGGAUUUAUUGGGAAACUGA